AUGGCUGCUACACUGCUAGGGGAGGAGCCGCGGUUGGGCAGCACCCCGCUGGCCAUGCUGGCCGCCACCUGCAGCAGAAUCGGCGAGCCCAGCCCCUCGUGUUCCCCUGCUCUCUCUGAUGGAGCCCCGGGACUCGUCAAGGGCUUUCACCCUUGGAGAGGGGGCGCCCCGGGCGCCAGUGGCUUGGGAGUCUGUCUCACCUCGCUCGGGGUGCCCUCUGGGACCUCCAGGGGCACCGGACUGACGGAGACCUCCAGCGCUUUCUCGGUGACCUCUGUCAACUCUCCUUUUGGAAAUGAUCUUUCGAUGUAUCACACCGCUGCGUCAUCAGACAGCAAUGGUUCAGAUCCUACACACGCACAGCGGUCUGUGUUUCUGACCAAAUUCCCCUCCUCGGUGGAUGGCAUUGCGGGGAUAUAUCCCAGGAUGCACGCGCAUCCCUAUGAGUCAUGGUUCAAACCCGUGGGAGAUGUCGGUAACGCGUCUUCUUCUUGGUGGGACAUGGGCACCAGCUGGGUGGACACACAAACCCCGGGCGGGUUACCCUCUCCCCUGAGCGGCUACAGCACUGACUACAGCUCCGCAUUCAGCCCCGGUACUUCCCAGCACCUGCUCCCCGCCGCACAGCACCUGUUUGACGGCUUCAGGCCACCUGUUCCGGCUCCCUACACAGAGUCUACGACCACGGGGGCACCUGCGCUAACAGGAACCCCCGUCGUCUCUCUGACUGCAUCUUCCCGCUCCUCCUCACGGCGUUACUCCGGCAGAGCCACAUGUGACUGCCCAAACUGCCAGGAGGCGGAGAGCCUUGGCCAGGGGGGCACGAGCCCGCGUCGGAGGGGCCUGCACAACUGUCACAUUCCGGGUUGUGGUAAAGUCUACGGCAAGACCUCUCACCUGAAGGCCCACCUGCGCUGGCACACCGGUGAGAGGCCAUUUGUCUGCAACUGGCUCUUCUGCGGGAAACGCUUCACGCGCUCCGACGAGCUUCAGCGGCAUUUGCGCACACACACCGGGGAGAAGCGAUUCGAGUGCGCGAUUUGCCACAAACGGUUCAUGCGCUCGGACCACCUCAGCAAGCACGUGAGGACGCACAGCGCGGAGGGCUCAGAGGACAACCUGGAACCGGGACUCGGUAAAGGGAACAGCGACACGGACAACAGCCUGCCCGGUAGUCCGAGCCAGUCUCCUGGGCUGCUUGUGCGCGAGACUGUCCAAACCAGCGAGGGACAGAGAGCGGUGGAAUAAUUUACAGAGAUCAAUAUGAACAACACGUGGACAUUUGAUUACACUGCACCUGCCUGUAUGGAGAGUGAUUUCCU
Messenger RNA from Seriola dumerili (greater amberjack), 1322 nucleotides. It is a transcript of the gene sp8a, whose product is annotated as transcription factor Sp8-like. Gene Ontology annotation, molecular function: RNA polymerase II cis-regulatory region sequence-specific DNA binding; DNA-binding transcription factor activity, RNA polymerase II-specific. The record is from RefSeq and is a predicted model, not a curated record. Gene Ontology annotation, biological process: regulation of transcription by RNA polymerase II. NCBI's taxonomy places the organism in Eukaryota, Metazoa, Chordata, Actinopteri, Carangiformes, Carangidae. Bases 1 to 1248 code for a protein of 415 amino acids. The transcript is spliced from 2 exons.